Molecule: messenger RNA, 507 nt
Organism: Coprinopsis cinerea okayama7#130
Lineage: Eukaryota; Fungi; Basidiomycota; Agaricomycetes; Agaricales; Psathyrellaceae
Exons: 4
Coding region: 1-507 (168 amino acids)
Source: RefSeq, a predicted model, not a curated record
AUGGCUGGCCUAAUCCGGCUUGCUGCUUCAAGCAGCGGUAGACGGCUCUCAACAAGAGGCUUUUCAUCCACCACUAUCGUCCGUAGCGAAGUUCCUCCAGCCAUCAACACAGAAACCGUCGUUCAGAAGAAACCCAUUGGAGGCUUUCGAGGAGGCAUCGUUGGAUUUUUGUUCGGGUUCUCACUAGCAUCGUCUCUGGCUGCCUACCACUUGUUGGAAGAGUACCAACGCGCCUCAGCUGCUCUCCAGGCGAGCGUGGAGGAAUUGAAGAUUAGCACUGAGAAGGUUUCCUCUCAUGUCCGCCGAAUCGAGGCUGUCGAGAAAGAUUUGAAGGCUCUCAGCAGUGCUUCAGCCUCGAAGGAGGAUAUUUCGAAAGUCAGGGCGGAGGUCAAGAAACUGUACGACGGUCUGCACAUUGAAUUUUUGGAUUUGAGAUCACACGUCUGGGGCAUCCAACAGGACCUCCAAAAACUCUCAAAGAAAGAGUCAACAGAAUACCGCAUCUGA